Messenger RNA from Mauremys mutica (yellowpond turtle), 2290 nucleotides. RefSeq names its product RAB11A, member RAS oncogene family (gene RAB11A). The record is from RefSeq and is a predicted model, not a curated record. Lineage: Eukaryota; Metazoa; Chordata; Testudines; Geoemydidae. Gene Ontology annotation, biological process: neurotransmitter receptor transport, endosome to postsynaptic membrane; melanosome transport; exocytosis. Gene Ontology annotation, cellular component: transport vesicle; axon; postsynaptic recycling endosome. Gene Ontology annotation, molecular function: GTPase activity; GTP binding. Bases 119 to 769 code for a protein of 216 amino acids. The transcript has 5 exons.
GGUUGGGGGCGGGGGCGGGGCGCCGAGAGCGGAAGUGCCGCAGCGGCCGUAAGGAGGGGCCCCGGGUUCGGCUCCUCACUCCUGCGGCGGCGGCUCGCGCUCUCUGGCUCCGCGCACCAUGGGCACCCGCGACGACGAGUACGACUAUCUCUUCAAAGUUGUACUUAUUGGAGACUCUGGUGUGGGCAAGAGUAACCUCCUUUCUCGAUUCACUCGCAAUGAGUUUAACUUGGAAAGCAAAAGCACUAUUGGAGUGGAAUUUGCGACAAGAAGCAUUCAAGUUGAUGGCAAGACAAUAAAGGCGCAGAUAUGGGACACAGCAGGACAGGAACGAUACCGAGCUAUAACAUCAGCGUACUACCGUGGGGCUGUUGGGGCUUUGUUGGUUUAUGACAUUGCCAAGCACCUCACCUAUGAAAACGUGGAGCGAUGGUUGAAAGAACUGAGAGAUCACGCUGACAGUAACAUUGUCAUUAUGCUGGUGGGUAAUAAGAGUGAUUUGCGUCACCUGCGCGCAGUCCCUACAGAUGAGGCCAGAGCUUUUGCAGAAAAGAAUGGCUUGUCAUUUAUCGAGACAUCUGCUUUAGACUCUACGAAUGUGGAAGCUGCUUUCCAGACUAUUCUGACAGAGAUCUAUCGUAUUGUUUCUCAAAAGCAAAUGUCAGACAGACGUGAAAAUGAUAUGUCUCCAAGCAACAAUGUGGUUCCCAUCCAUGUCCCACCAACCACUGAAAACAAACCAAAGAUGCAGUGCUGUCAGAAUAUAUAAUUGUUUCUUCUUUCCUAAAAGGCUGUGUAUAUUCCCCAGGUCCAAGAUUUAAAUAUAUUUGUAAUUCUUGUGGUUACUUCUUUGUGUUCAAUUACUUCCUCUUAUUAUUCCUUCUGAUCUUUUUCAUGUCUUAACACUUUGAUUUUAGUGUUAAAAUCAUUAUUGCUUCCAAAUGGCUGCAGCAUUUUCACAACUCUGACUCGCCAGUCUUGGUUUAAUAUUCUAAUUGAUUACUUUCCAACACGAUGACCACCAGUUGGGUUACUGAAUGUCAUUUUGUAAUCCAGCUCAGAAAUGUUAAUUCUGACCUUCCCAAAACAUUACUGUCAAUGUUAGUGAAUAUCUCUGGGCUAUUUAAAUGAGAUCAUCUUUCCCCACUCCAGCUGUUAUGUCUUGCAUCCAAAAAUUGCUCUUAAAUGCAAUUUUACAGUAAAGCUAAAUGUUUCAGUUACAUCUUGAGGUGGUCAAGGUAUGUGGGUUUUUAUUACUAAAUAUUAUGGCAAAAACAAUUCUUGUUUUGCAGCUAAGCUGCAGACUUCACUAUGUGCAAUGGGGCUCUUGAGUUCUAAUUACUGUGCAAAUGAGGUCAUCAUGGGAGGAAGUGCUGCUGGGAGGCUGAAAUGGGAGAUACAGGUAGGAGCUCAUUCAAGGUGCCUCUUCUGAAAUAAGACAAAGCAACAUGAGCUAAGUAACGGAUUCACUUUUCUCUCUAAUAUUGGAACUUGCAGCACUUUGUGUUGCCCGGGAAUUGGACUCCAUGGUACAGGCAGUGUCAGAGGAUGAGAAAGUUCUUCCUUUCCACAAUGAGUAGAAAACUUGAGGGAUAUUGUAUCAUGUACCCAGAGUUUGUUUAUAUUAGCAAAUGCUUAAUGCUGGGGUCACCAACUUCUGUGAUGUCUAAAGAAUUUAUGAAGGACUCUUGUAACAGUGGCUCCACUCAUUGGUUAGGAUAAUCUGGAAUAGUUUUCUUAUUGAAAGUGUGUGCGGCUAAUAGAUGGAUUUCAGUACAAGUCAGUCAGCAGUUGACGUAGACUGAGGGAUAAGGUUGUGAACUGUGCCUUCUGUCACUACACUUUUGAAAGUACUGCAUAAUUCUCUCUCAUCUCCAAACUGUCCACUAAAUGGUUUGAGUUAUUGGCACUUAAACUCCUGUAGUAUUUAAAAAGCUAUGAAAAAUGAUUGGAGCGGGGUGGGUGGGAGGAGACACAUUCCUCAGACACUGAUACAAUCAACCUGGAACAUCUGUAUGUGGGCAUGCACAAAUUGCUGCAUUUAUUAGCCAACCUUUCUGUCUUGCGGUGCUCAUGAUGUGUAAGGCACACGGAAGGCAUUGCUGUAGUCAGUCUCUUUUUUUUUUUUUUAAAUCCAUUUCUCCUGUUGGUGUAUCAGUUCUGAAGAUGCUAUUGGAUCUGUUUGUAAAUUACUUUGUAUUUUAUGCACGUUCUGUAACUUGAUUCUUUUUUUAAAUAUUGAUUUAAAAUAGUCAUUCAUGAUAAUAAAGAAUUACAGGGGACUACUCCA